AUGGCCGGCGUCAAAACAGAACACGCCGACGGCGAGCCCUUGAACCCUCCUAAACGCCAACGCAUCCAAGACACCACUCCUCCCAUUCCUAUUCCUACGGCCUCCUCCUCGGCCAUGACCCAAGCAAACGGGGCAUCCUACACCCCUCUACGCGGCAAAGUAUACGCCAUCACCGGCGGCGCAAGCGGCAUCGGGCUCGCCACAGCGCAGCUGCUCUCCCGCAAAGGCGCAACCGUGUGCAUUGCAGACAUUGACCCAGAGGCCAUCCAAGACGCCGAAAAGUUCUUCUCUGGUCUGGGGGCACCGCAUAUGACGACCAAAGUAGACGUCUCCAAGCGAACCCAGGUGGACAGCUGGGUCACGUCCAUUGUCGACAAAUACGGCCGCCUAGACGGCGCCGCCAACGUCGCCGGCGUCAUCGGCAAGGGCCACGGCAUUGCCUCCGUUGCAGAGUUGGACGACGACGAGUGGGACAAGAUUAUCGGCGUCAACUUGACGGGCACAAUGUAUUGCCUGCGAGCCGAGCUGCGCAACGUCGUCGACGGCGGGUCAAUCGUCAACGUCUCGUCCAUCCACGGCCUAAAAGGCUGUAAACACGGCAUCGUCGGCCUCACCAAGGCCGCGGCCCUGGAAAACGGCGACCGCGAAAUUCGCGUCAACGCGGUCGCCCCCGGCGCCGUGUACACGCCCCUCAUGCAGAAGAAUUGGGAUUUUGUGGGCAGGGCCAAGGACGCACCGUUUGAUGACCCCUCUGCUUUCAGGAGACAGGGCACGGCGGAGGAGACGGCGAAUGUCAUUGUCUUCUUGUUGGGUCCUGAAAGCACGUUUGUGAGUGGGAGUGUGUACCAGGUUGACGGGGCGUGGAUAUGA
Messenger RNA from Metarhizium robertsii ARSEF 23, 870 nucleotides. Its product is annotated as 3-oxoacyl-[acyl-carrier-protein] reductase. Lineage: Eukaryota; Fungi; Ascomycota; Sordariomycetes; Hypocreales; Clavicipitaceae. The record is from RefSeq and is a predicted model, not a curated record. The transcript is spliced from 2 exons. Gene Ontology annotation, molecular function: oxidoreductase activity, acting on the CH-OH group of donors, NAD or NADP as acceptor. Bases 1 to 870 code for a protein of 289 amino acids.